Molecule: messenger RNA, 913 nt
Organism: Tribolium castaneum (red flour beetle)
Lineage: Eukaryota; Metazoa; Arthropoda; Insecta; Coleoptera; Tenebrionidae
Gene: Polr2C
Product: RNA polymerase II subunit C
Exons: 4
Coding region: 57-881 (274 amino acids)
Biological process (GO): DNA-templated transcription
Cellular component (GO): RNA polymerase II, core complex
Molecular function (GO): DNA binding; protein dimerization activity
Source: RefSeq, a predicted model, not a curated record
GUGUUUGUGUUAAAAAAAGUUCAAAUCCUGUCUUUUCGUAAUUGAAAUUUUCUAAUAUGCCGUACGCAAACCAGCCCUCGGUCCACAUAACCGAUUUAACCGACGAUAAUGUGAAAUUCUACAUUGAAGACACCGAUCUGAGCGUGGCUAACAGCAUCAGGCGCGUCCUAAUCGCCGAAACGCCAACUUUGGCCAUCGAUUGGGUCAAGUUGGAGGCGAACUCAACCGUCCUAAGUGACGAAUUUUUGGCCCACAGAAUAGGCUUGAUCCCCCUCAUAUCAGACGACGUGGUGCAACGUCUCCAAUACCCAAGAGACUGCAUUUGCACCGAUUUUUGUCAUGAAUGCAGUGUUGAAUUCACCCUUGAUGUGAAAUGCACUGACGACCACACGCGGCACGUUACCACCGCAGAUUUAAAAUCGAGCGAUCCUAGAGUUAUUCCGGCCACUUCCAAACACAGGGACGAUGAAUCGUCAGAGUAUGGCGACACUGACGAAAUUCUGAUCAUCAAGUUGCGGAAAGGGCAAGAGUUGAAGGUUAAAGCUUACGCUAAAAAGGGGUUCGGUAAGGAACACGCCAAGUGGAACCCCACGGCGGGGGUGGCCUUCGAGUACGACCCCGAUAAUGCUAUGAGACACACGCUUUUUCCUAAGCCAGACGAAUGGCCCAAGAGCGAAUACAGCGAACUGGAUGAGGAUCAAUACGAGGCUGAUUUUAACUGGGAAUUGAAACCAAACAAGUUUUAUUUCAAUGUGGAAGCUGCAGGAGCCCUAAAACCCGAAAAUAUCGUCAUAAUGGGGGUGGCAAUGCUGAAGGAUAAAUUGUCCAAUUUGCAGACUCAGCUUAAUCAUGAAGUACAGAACGAUGCCCUUGCUAUUUAAUUAUAACGUUAAUAAAGCCGAUAAUUUUUAAA